Messenger RNA from Eptesicus fuscus (big brown bat), 2035 nucleotides. RefSeq names its product solute carrier family 36 member 3 (gene SLC36A3). Gene Ontology annotation, molecular function: L-proline transmembrane transporter activity; L-alanine transmembrane transporter activity; amino acid:proton symporter activity. Lineage: Eukaryota; Metazoa; Chordata; Mammalia; Chiroptera; Vespertilionidae. The coding region runs from base 377 to 1951 and encodes 524 amino acids. Gene Ontology annotation, cellular component: vacuolar membrane. Gene Ontology annotation, biological process: proton transmembrane transport; proline transmembrane transport; L-alanine transport. The transcript is spliced from 12 exons. The record is from RefSeq and is a predicted model, not a curated record.
UCCAGGCACCGGGACCUCCAGUCCAAUGGUGCCUUCUUCCUCCCAGUCACACUGUUCACUUUAGGGCUAAAGUGGGAGGGGCUGAAAGUCCAGGCAAAUCCUGGCAUGUGGCCAAUCAAAUGCAAGGGGCACUGAGGGUCCUCCUGAGAUGAGACUCUCUUAAGUUCCCCAAAAGCCAGGUGAGGCAUAAUCAACAUCAGCUUCCCCUGCCACCGGCGCUUCACUGAUUCACAAGCUCAGGCUUCACCCAGGGCAGGCACGCUCAAGAAUUAGGAGCUAGCAUCUCAGGCCUGCGGCCCUGGUUUCUCUGGAGAAAAACCCAUGGAAGACUGGUUCGAGGCUGUUACAGGACUUCACCCGGAGCCACCUCCCCACCAUGUCGAAGACUUCAUUGCUUCAAAGGGACGACAGUGAGUCCAACUCCCUGGAUGACGGGUCCAAGUCAGUCUCCGAGAGUAGCAGUAACACCAGUUCAGAGAGUGUCCAUCCUGCUGAGGAAGCCAAUAGAUUGUCGAUGAUGCAAACCUUGAUCCACUUAUUGAAAUGCAACAUUGGCACUGGGCUCCUGGGUCUUCCCGUGGCCAUGAAAAAUGCCGGCAUCUUGGUCGGGCCCCUCAGCCUGCUGGUCAUCGGGAUCAUCACCGUGCACUGCAUGGUCAUCCUGGUGAACUGCGCGAAUCACCUCAGUCACAGACUGCAAAAGAGUUUUGUGAACUACGGGGAGGCCAUGAUGUAUAGCCUUGAAACGUGCCCAAACGCCUGGCUCAGGACCCACUCGGUGUGGGGAAGGUACACUGUCAGCUUCUUAUUAAUCGUCACUCAACUGGGCUUCUGCAGUGUGUAUUUUAUGUUUAUGGCAGACAAUUUACAACAGAUAGUGGAAGAAGCCCACGUGACCUCCAACACCUGCCAACCCAGGAAGAAGCUGGUGCUGACUCCCAUCCUGGACAUUCGCUUCUACAUGCUGACCAUCCUGCCCUUCCUGGUCCUGUUGGUGUUUAUCCAGAACCUCAAUGUGCUGUCCGUCUUCUCGACUCUGGCCAACAUCACCACCCUGGGGAGCAUGAUUCUGAUCUUUGAGUAUAUCAUGCAGGAGAUUCCAGAUCCCAGCAACCUGCCCUUGAUGGCAAGCUGGGAGAACUUCCUGCUGUUCUUCGGUACAGCCGUCUUCACGUUUGAAGGCGUCGGUAUGGUUCUGCCUCUCCAAAACCAGAUGAAGCAUCCACAGCAGUUUUCUUUUGUUCUGUACUUGGGGAUGUCCCUUGUCACCAUCCUCUUCAUCUGCAUGGGGUCGUUUGGCUACAUGAAGUUCGGGUUGAACACCCAGGCCAGCAUCACUCUCAACUUGCCCAAUUGCUGGCUGUACCAGUCAGUCAAGUUGAUGUACUCUAUUGGCAUCUUCUUCACCUACGCCCUCCAGUUCCACGUCCCCGCCGAGAUCAUCAUCCCCUUUGUCGUCUCCCAGGUGUCAGAGAGCUGGACACUGUUUGCAGACCUGUCUGUCCGCACAGCCUUAGUCGGUGUGACCUGUGUCUCAGCCAUCAUCAUCCCCCGCCUGGAGCUGAUCAUCUCCUUGAUGAGCUCCGUGAGCAGCAGUGCCCUGGCCCUCAUCAUCCCGCCCCUCCUGGAGCUCAUCACCUUUUACCCUGAAGACAUGAGCUGUGUCACCAUUGCAAAGGACAUCAUGAUCAGCAUCGUGGGCCUUUUGGGUGACCCUUCCCCCAGGCCCUCAGAGAGACGGAACAAGAUGGUUUCCAGAUGCCUGACUAGAGAGGCUUCCGUGGCAAUGAAUUCUGCAGCUGAGGCCAGCCUCAUCUGGAAAAGGAGGGCUCCUGGGAGAGGAGACGUUUAUAUACUGAGAGUACAGAUCACAACUCUCCACAUCUGUCCAGCCCAUGAAAACACUAAACUGAAAAAGGACCACAGACCAGAGGAGACUGGGGAGACGUGACAACAAAUGCAAAGUGGCAACUGGACUGAAUCCUGAAACACAAAGAGGCCAUUCAUGGAAAAACUGGUGAAAUCCAAAUAAAAA